Messenger RNA from Lolium rigidum, 1899 nucleotides. RefSeq lists its product as uncharacterized. The record is from RefSeq and is a predicted model, not a curated record. The coding region runs from base 1 to 1899 and encodes 632 amino acids. The transcript is spliced from 4 exons. NCBI's taxonomy places the organism in Eukaryota, Viridiplantae, Streptophyta, Magnoliopsida, Poales, Poaceae.
AUGACCAUGACCAUGGCGCCGCGUGAGGGCGACGGCGCCGCGGAGGGCGGCGUGGACCUGUGGGCGAUGGCCGCGGAGCUGGAGCGGCAGUUCGCCGGGUACAAGCAGCGGUACCCGGAGAGGACGAGCAGCUGCGACAUCGUCGACGAUGCUGGUUCCCCCCUGCAAGCUGCCGACGGCGGUGGCGCGAGCAGCGGUGACGAGGAGGAGGACGGCGACGGCGGAGGAGGCGUGCGGGGCCGGAUGUACGAGGCGUACACGCGGCGGAGGGACGAGCGGCUGCGCUCGGUGUGGCGCGCGCGGAUGGAGCGCAAGGAGGCCGAGGUCAUGGCGCUCUGGGCGCAGCUCCGGGGCGGCGGCCCGGCAGCGGCCUUGGCGGCGGAGGACGACGACGAUGUCGACGGUUGCACCGGCGCCGGAGAGGUAGGUAAUUCCGAAGCAGAGGAGGACGGCGAGAAGAGGAGGAGCUCCGACGUAGCAGCCCCAGGAAGGGUUUCCGGCAAGAAGCACGCGCGCACCAGGAAGAGCUUCUCGUCGGUUAACCUGGUCAAAAGCAGCCGCCCCGACGUCGGGUUACGGCGCGCGCUGUCGCAAGAACCGCUGCCACCGGCUAGCUCCGUCGCCGAGGGUGCCAGCAAGAAGCACGGCGCACCGAUUGGCGCCGCCGCGACGAAGCGUAAGGCAUUGUCCGGCAGCAAAGGGGGGUCGGUGAAAGGACACGGCUCGGUCAGGCAAGCCGGCCCGAAGCCGCCGCGUGGCGGCUUGCACCGGAGGUGCAGCUCCGGCGGCAUGGAGGCGGUUGUGCUGCCGGCCUGUUCGAGCGAGCACGCUGCGGCAUCCCACCAUGAGGAUGAGGCUCAAAAGGCUUCUUCCCCAACACGAUUCGUCGGGAGUGACAACGGUGACACUGGCAUCGAGACCGCACGAGCCUCCUCGCCGGAAUCAGAGGUGGUGGACAACGGUGCGGCCGCAGACGGCCGCGAAGCUGAACUGAAGAACGCUCUGGUCGACGUGGCUGACAAACGCAACGCCGAGGAGACCGUGGUGCAGUCUCUUGAUGCCGAUGCCAAGCUUGGCAACGGAGAGAUCACCAGCGACUCUGAAAUCGAGCCAAGCUACGUCGUCAUCAAGAAGAAGGUUGUCGAAGGUAAAGCCGCGAGGGGCUCUGACAUUCUGGGCGCUGGAUCGGAUGCUGAUCCACAGACCGAGGACAAAAAUGUUGGCAAUGCAGCUGCAGAUCAGGCUACCAGCGCGGCCGACGCAGCCACCGCCACGACGGCAAACGCCGAUGAAAGCUACGAUGACUUGUCCUCCUUCACCGGCACCGGCCGGUCAGACCGGGGCUCCGCGCGAAACAGCUCUCCCUCCUGCAGCUCCCGGGCCCAGUCCGUCGAGAGGCUGCUCGAAGCCGACGCCGCGCUGGUGCGGAAGAAGCGCGAGGAUCCGGGCGUCGGCGGUAGGAGGAGCGCCCAGACGGUGUCGACGCCGCCCAGCGCGCGGAGCAGGGGGACGACGACGUCGCCGAGAGGGACAGGGUUGGGGUUCAAGAAGCGGUUCCUGAGUUUUGGGAAGAAGACCAGGGGCAAGGAUGGUGCCACCGUCAUCGAGUGCACGUCUCCGGCGUCGGUGCCGGCCUCGCCGGCUGACUGCGGCAGCGCGAGAAGACGGUGUCGGACCGCCGACGAUUCGAUCGGGCCCAGGGUGGUGGGCUAUUCCUCGGAUGCAGCUGCCUCCGAUGACACGGACCUCGCCGCCUCUCCCCGGGUUUGCUCUCUCCAAAGCCUUGUAGCUGCUUCGCCUGCAAAGUCUGACCUGAGUGAGAUGGUUCCCAUGGAGAAAUCACCAAAAUCUCAUCGCUCAUUCUUCUCGUUUCGGUCGUUCAACUGUGGCAGGGGAUGA